Molecule: messenger RNA, 703 nt
Organism: Anopheles coustani
Lineage: Eukaryota; Metazoa; Arthropoda; Insecta; Diptera; Culicidae
Gene: Vps25
Product: vacuolar protein-sorting-associated protein 25
Exons: 2
Coding region: 105-626 (173 amino acids)
Biological process (GO): protein transport to vacuole involved in ubiquitin-dependent protein catabolic process via the multivesicular body sorting pathway
Cellular component (GO): ESCRT II complex
Molecular function (GO): structural molecule activity; protein homodimerization activity
Source: RefSeq, a predicted model, not a curated record
UGUAAACAAACUGUCUUUGAAGUUGUUUUGGUUUUUUAGGACAAUUUUGCAUUUUUACUAAGUAAGCCGUACGGAACAAAUCUAGAAUAGUGUAAAGUUUACCGAUGGGUGCAUUCGAGUGGCCAUGGCAAUAUUCGUUUCCUCCGUUUUUCACGGUGCAGGUGCACGCGAAAACCAAAGAACAACAGCUAGCCACAUGGAAGGAACUGGUGUUAAACUAUCAGAAGCACAUGUGCCAGGCGCUGCUGAACAUUGCCGAAGAUACACCACUGUUUGACAACAAGGAAAUAUCGCGCAAGCUUUCCCCGGACGGUCGACUAUGGGUGAUGGAGGAGCUGGCUAAAACGGGUCACGCGGCCACCGUCGAUAAGCGGAAGCAGCAGUGGGAAGUGUACUGGCACACGCUGGACGAGUGGAGCAACAUCCUGUACGAUUGGGCCGUCGCGAACGGAAUGACCAAUACGGUUUGCACAACGUUUGAGCUGGUAGCGGGAGACACUACGGUUGGCGAAGAGUUCCACGGUCUGGACGAGGGGGUGUUGACGAAAGCGCUGAAGGUGCUCGAAUCACGGGGAAAGUGCGAAAUUAUCGUGCUGGAUGACGGUUCAGGGGUAAAGUUUUUCUAAGAGGAGUUCUAAAACACGCAGCUUCAGGGAGACAACGUGAAAUGUGAUUACAAUACAACCGCAAUACGUUCGGAAUC